UCAACAACACAAAGAAACCUACUUUUCUUUCAACAACACAACAAAAGAUGUCUGGGGUUUGGGUGUUCAACAAUGGUGUGUUCCGUUUGGUUGAGAACCCACAAGGAGGAGGCUCAUCAGAUGGGAGGCAUGGAAAGAGGAAGGUGUUGGUGCACUUGCCAAGUGGUGAAGUUGUUUCUUCAUACACCUUCCUUGAACAAAUCUUGAUUGGCUUGGGUUGGGAGAGGUACUAUGAUGGUGAUCCUGACCUUUACCAAUUCCACAAACACUCCUCCAUUGACCUAAUUUCACUCCCCAAGGACUUCUCUAAGUUCAACUCCAUCAAUAUGUAUGAUAUCGUCAUCAAGAACCCUAAUAUCUUCCAUGUUAGGGACAAGUGAUGAUCUAUUACAAUGUCCGACAGAAAGACAGUCCGACAGCCAGACAGAUAGAUGAUACGACGAUCAUCUAUCUAUAUGAUCUCUUUAAUGGCUACAUAUAUAUAGAUAGUAGCUCUUCUUGUCCUUUCUUCUUCUUCUUUUUUUGUUCUUACUUGUUGCUUGAAUGUUAUUGUGUGUGAGAGUGUUUUUCCUCUCCCUUUUUCAAUUUCCUUUAUCAUUAUUAGGGCUAUUAUUAUGUUAAUUUUCAUAUAUAUAAGUAUGUAUGUUUCUUUCUUUAAUUUGAACCAUGCUUGUGGAUGUUUGUGUUAUAGUUGUGUGCUCCUAUGGCAAUAACACUAGUAACUUAUUAAUUAAGGUAUGUAGUAGUUGGUUUGUUUUUGUGCCAUCUGUAUCAUAAAGAAAUAAUUUAGAUGAUAUUUGAUGGUGUUUUAUUUUAGUGCAUAUAUAUGUGCUUCAGAAAUGCAUGAUUAUGUAAGAUAUUGUAUGAUUUCCAAUAAUAUUUUGUGCAUUUCAUGAAA
Messenger RNA from Arachis duranensis, 898 nucleotides. Its product is annotated as flowering-promoting factor 1-like protein 2. The coding region runs from base 48 to 380 and encodes 110 amino acids. NCBI's taxonomy places the organism in Eukaryota, Viridiplantae, Streptophyta, Magnoliopsida, Fabales, Fabaceae. The transcript has a single exon. Gene Ontology annotation, biological process: vegetative to reproductive phase transition of meristem; regulation of flower development. The record is from RefSeq and is a predicted model, not a curated record.